Messenger RNA from Linum trigynum, 2974 nucleotides. NCBI's taxonomy places the organism in Eukaryota, Viridiplantae, Streptophyta, Magnoliopsida, Malpighiales, Linaceae. The record is from the annotation of a GenBank genome assembly.
CGUUUGAAUCCAAACACGAUGAACCGAACCCGAUAAACCUGCAAUCCGAUGAACCCGCAACCCAUUUGAACCCGAACUCGAUUGAAUCCAGCCAAAAUCCGCAUGAACCAGCCUGAUUGAUACGUAUACCUAGAAGUGUAAAAUCGUAAGUUUUUAAGUUUUAAAACGCGAUCUUGACUGAGGCAAAUAUCUCCCUGCCCGAACCACUGAGUGGCAAUGCACUUCUCCGGUUAUUUCGGUCUGGUCAGGCAGCCAGAGCCAAAGCUUUCAGCGGACUGUUUGGCCGCCUCCUUUCCUCUCGGCUCUCGCCCUGCCCUUGUUCGCCAACUCGCCUCCGUCUCUCCCUACCCGACUCUACCACUUCCCUCGGGUUUUUCUGUCACUCAAUCUUUCCUUCUCCGUUUCUCUUCCAAUUCAAAGCUCAGUCAGUUAGCCGGCGAGUCCUCAAGAACAAUGAACACGGUAUCCGUAUCCCUCAAAAACCCUAAAAUGGCGUCCUGCUACUACUCUCCACUCCCAGCACUUCCCUCCUCUUGUCCUUCCAUUCCCUCCCUCCAUUUCCAACCUUCUUUGUAUUCGCUUACCGACUGCAGAGCUUCUUUAAGACUCUCGAUCGAUCUUCUUCCUCCCAACGGCCUGCGCCUUGGCCUCCCUUCUCUCCGCUGCAUUACUCGUCUGACUUCCAUCGUCGCCUCCGCCGCUUCUCGCCAAGAAUCGGCGCACCCUGAUUUCGAAGUGGAGAAGAAUAACGAGGAUCUCGACGCCAGGAAUCAAGAGUCUCAGGAAGCUUGGAAGAAGGCCCUUGAAUCGUUCAAGGAACAGGCCAUACACAUGAAGGGAAUCUCUCAGGAAGCGUACGAAGUAUAUUCCAAGAAGGCCAUGGUCAUCCUGGGAGAGACGUCGGAGCAGCUCAAAAUCCAAGCUGAGAGGGCCAGGAGAGAUUUGAAUUCCUUGGCUAAGGAGAUUAAUGAAGCUGCCGAGAACUCUCCUGAAGGUGUUAGGGAUAUUCUGGAGACUAUCAGCUCAUCUACUGAUGUCAAAGAUUUCUCUGAGCUCAAGGAUUACCACGUUGGAAUAGGUUACGGUUCCAUUGUGUUUGCUGGUGGGUUUGCUGCGUUCAUGUUGGUCGGGAGCAUUUCUGCUGUUAGGUUCGGUGUGAUUCUUGGUGGCGCUCUUUUGGCACUUGGUAUAGCAAGUCGAAGAGCUCAGAACAAUGGAGAGGCAUAUGAUGUGCCUUUGAAAGGACAGACAGCAAUUGCCACUAUAAUUUUCCUUAGGAAGAUCACUCUGCUGUUUCAGAGAGGUUCUCUUUUCCAAUUCGUUUCGGCUGUCAUCAGUACUGCUGUGCUCGCGUUUUACUGCUAUAGGAUUGGCAUGCUGAAGGGGACCAAAUGGGGAACACCUGCAGAAGAGUGAUGCCCUCGUCCAAAGCCUGCAUGAGAUAUCUAAGAUGUCUGUUGCCGUUGGGCAGAUGUUUGCUAUUUCCUGUCAGUGAUCAGAGAAAAAUACAAAAUUAGACCCUGUGACAUCAUUGCAGCUGAUGUUUGAGGCAGAAGGUAGUGUAUGUUUGUUAGGCUCGGGCAGUAGGAUAGGUGGAGGUUAUUUAGGUUGCUUCCAGUUCUAGAGCAUCUGCAGCGCAAAAUGCAGUGUGUCCUUGCUACCUUUUCUGGGCUGUGUUCUGAUUGUGCAUGCAGUGUGGAAGCAACAGGGUUUCGUAGUGAUUCUGAAGGGUGUUUUGGCAUUGAAAUGUCGGAUCUGUUUAGCCCUUCAAUGUUCUUAGGAUCGACAUGUUUAAGGCCAACCAGUUACAGAACCUACUUUGCGAAAUGAAACUGGUCGCGGUUUAUCUUCUAUAGUUUCGAGGUGGUUUGAAUGGGUAUUCAACUAUUGUUUUUGUCAAUAGAAUAGCCUCUUCCAAAAUCAAAUAGAUGCUAGCCUCCUGCAAACAGAUUAUGGCCUGAAAAGUGAAAACAAUGCGUUGAGGAACAUAGGGCUUUCUUCAUCAACUGGAAAACAAAGUGGACGAGGGGAAAGAGGAUAUAUACCCUCGCAGGAAUUCACUCCGUCGCCCUUAAAUCCACGAGGACACUUGCAGCCUUCUGAAGAGUCCUGAAUUAGAAAAAAACCAUCGGUAAGUAAAUACAAGUUUGGAGAGUUGAAAUGAUAAAGAGACAGCAAGAGAUGCAGAAAGAAGUGUUUUGUAGUUAGAAACUGGAUUUUACUCACAGUGCAUGAGAAAAUGUCAUGCCAUCUUAGGAUUUCUUCCAACAUCCUCCAUUGUUGAUUCCACAACGUAAAGCACCAGAAGCUGCAGAAAACACAAAAGCAGAGGGCAUGAGGUGACGAGAUAUGCAUAAAACUGAAUUUUCGAUAAUAUCUCUAUCUUAUACCAUGAGUUGGAAGAUUGUAACCAGUUAGACCAAUACCAGUUUUGAAGAAUUAUUUCAUUACUAGCAAGACCUACAAUAGGCUUAAGCUAUAUGAGUCAAAACAAAGUCAUGAGAAUCCUUUUAGGCAUAGCAAGAAGCCAAGUUUUUUUUUUUUGAACUAACACGCAAAGACAUAUUAUUAAAUCCAUGGAACAACUGAAGUAACAAAAAUAUAAUUAAAUCCAUGUUAAACUUUGCUAUAGUGACUUGCAAGUCAUCGUAACUUGGACAAAAUGGUCGACCUAUUCAUUGAUGAGGUCCACCUAUCUGGACAAAACGGUCAACAUGUUCACUAAUGAGGUCGACCUAUUUGGACAAAACUGUCGACCUCAUCACUGAUAUGGUCGACCUAUUUGGACAAAAUGGUCGACCUCAUUGUUGGAAUGGUCGACCAGAUGUACUAUUUUUCAUUUGUUUAUGCUCAACAAAUGGUCAACCUCUUUCACUAAAAGGCAUUAUACACAAAAAUGGUCUACCACUUCCAUCAAGUGGUCUACCUCUUUCUCUAAGUGGUCCACCUCUUUCAAUAAUUGAUCCACCUGAUG